UGGUGGCCAUUUUGUUUUGGACGUCGAGCGGGACACGGCGGCGUCGGCGGCGGCAGCGGCAGCGGCAGCUGUGGUGGCAUAGACGAAAAGAAGGAAAAGGCAGGCUGGGUGAGCAGGCGGACUGGCCAAACAGCCCGCAAACAACAACGAGCUAGCCUAGCAGUCUAUCGAUUACGCAUCUAACCAACCGCCCACCAAGUUACCCCGAGCCCCCCACCGUCAACUCAGGUUCGGCCGGUCCCCGGCCCGCUUGCCGCAGCCGUGGUGGCAGCCCCGGGAGGAGCACUGGCGUCCGUUUCUUUUGAUUCUCGGGAUUUGAAGAUGGCUGCACAGUCAGCUCCGAAAGUUGUGCUAAAAAGCACCACCAAGAUGUCUCUAAAUGAGCGCUUUACUAAUAUGCUGAAGAACAAACAGCCGAUGCCAGUGAAUAUUCGGGCUUCGAUGCAGCAACAACAGCAGCUAGCCAGUGCCAGAAACAGAAGACUGGCCCAGCAGAUGGAGAAUAGACCCUCUGUCCAGGCAGCAUUAAAACUUAAGCAGAAGAGCUUAAAGCAGCGCCUGGGUAAGAGUAACAUCCAGGCACGGUUAGGCCGACCCAUAGGGGUCCUGGCCAGGGGAGCAAUCGGAGGACGAGGCCUGCCCAUAAUCCAGAGAGGCUUGCCCAGAGGAGGACUACGUGGGGGACGUGCCACAAGAACCCUACUUAGGGGCGGGAUGUCACUCCGAGGUCAAAACCUGCUCCGAGGUGGACGAGCCGUAGCUCCCCGAAUGGGCUUAAGAAGAGGUGGUGUUCGAGGUCGUGGAGGUCCUGGGAGAGGGGGCCUAGGGCGUGGAGCUAUGGGUCGUGGCGGAAUCGGUGGUAGAGGUCGGGGUAUGAUAGGUCGGGGAAGAGGGGGCUUUGGAGGCAGAGGCAGAGGCCGUGGACGAGGAAGAGGUGCCCUUUCUCGCCCUGUACUGACCAAAGAGCAGCUGGACAACCAGUUGGAUGCGUACAUGUCAAAAACGAAAGGACACCUGGAUGCCGAGUUGGAUGCCUACAUGGCGCAGACAGAUCCUGAAACCAAUGAGUGAAGCCUGCCCUCCCUCCCGUGAGAGACUCUCAUUGAAGUCACCACAUCUGGAAAUAACCGUGAGAUAACAGAUGAGAAGAAACCUGGUUGAGGCUGGAAGGACCUGUCAAAAUAGGCUGUGGACUUACUUGCCACCAGUUUGCAUUUAGUGUGUUCCUUUACUUUUUGAUACUGUGUUGUAUGAAACCCUUUUUCCUUUGACUUGUUUUAUAUAUUAUAUAUAUUUUUCACCCAGACUUCUCUUCACAUAUGGAUGUUUGUUGGCCUUGUGGCUGGAACACCCUCUUCCUACCGCUGCCUCCCCUCACUUGUCGUAUUUUCUGACAUUCUGACAUUUCCUCUGUUCAUCUCUGCAUCCCCAAAAAGAGGUCCCAGAAAGAGCCAUUGAGGGUAUGUUUUACAAUCAGUAGUUCUCCCUAAUGUCUAGGUUUCUAAAAGGCCUCUUUAGUGGCCUUUCAGAAACAUUUAGAAAAUCCGAAGCUCCAAAGUGCGUUCUGCUGCGUUGACAAUUUAGUGUAGCAAAUUGGGAACACUGACUUAGCUAUAGGACCACAUAACAGGUUACAGGUGAUAGCAGCUCUUAUCUAGUUAAAGUUUACCACCAUGUGUGUUGACACCACAUAGAUGACAACCAGUGUGCACUUUCUACCCUCAAGUGAGAGAAGCUUUUUGCUUUGUAUCAUGUCCAAGGGAGUACUAUUGGGUUGGCUUAUACCUGCAAUGCAGGGAAAGAAGCCAUUUGCGUUGGCAGACGCUGCAGAAGGGUGAGGGAUGGAAUGAUGGCAGACUAACUGCUGGGAGGGGUCAGGUGAUACUCAUGCUGAAAUGCUAUUAUCCUUGUGUUUAUUCCAAACUAGUCUUGGGCUUCUCCACUCAUUUGCUUUGUUCCACCCUCUUAUUUCCCUUGAAAGUUUAAUUAAGUACAACCAUAUUUUGUCAACUGUUCCAGUUUCAGUGGAAUAUUGUAUUGAUUAUAACAAAUCGUUCUCUCAAAUCCAA
Loxodonta africana (African savanna elephant) is the source of this 2069-nucleotide messenger RNA. RefSeq names its product chromatin target of PRMT1 (gene CHTOP). The record is from RefSeq and is a predicted model, not a curated record. The transcript has 6 exons. NCBI's taxonomy places the organism in Eukaryota, Metazoa, Chordata, Mammalia, Proboscidea, Elephantidae. Bases 322 to 1071 code for a protein of 249 amino acids.